AUGUCUAAUGACACAGGAGUACAGAAAAAAAAACAUAAAUACAUUGAUUCUGAAGAAGAGGAGCAAUAGCAGCAAUAACCUGUGUAAUAACCAUAACAACAAUCUCCUAUUGCUUAAACUAUUACAGUGGAUCAUAAGAAAUGGAAAUUCUUGUUUGAACCUGACUCGUCAGAAUAAUAGGAAGAAAAGAAAGUUAAGAAAAUUCAGAAUCCACAAAUCACCAAAUAAAAAUAGCCUGAACAAAGAGUCAAGCAAAUUAAAUCAAAUCCAGACACUGAUGAUUUGAGGUACGAAAUUUUGUGUAGGUGGUGGUAUUGUUUCGAUCAAUGGCCACCUUCGGAUUUUGACUAUGAAGAAGCCUUGUCCAAGUAUAAAUUGAGAAAAGUCGAUUUGGCUGUUUUCAAAAGAGAAUCCGAGAUCAAUGAUUAAGGACUCAGGAAGGUCUAUGAAGUGAAUGGAUACAAAGGAGUCUUUAGGACUUCAGCUGGUGACACUCUGGAUCUCAGACCAAGAGAGGGUUGUCCAUCCUAUGAGCAAAUCUCCAAGAUCAAUUCAAAAAACCUGCCCAAAAUAUUAAUCAAAGGCUUGAAGGCUUAAUUGGAUGACUUACUUAAGCAUGAGCCCAACAACCAAUAAUUAAAACAUAAUUUAGAACGCUAAUUAAAACAAGUCCAAUAGCAAUAUCAGAGAUAGACAGAUUGAUAAUUUUGAUUUAGAUUUUAUGUAGCAAUAAUAAAAUAAUAAAAACAAUAAAA
This is a messenger RNA of Paramecium tetraurelia, 755 nucleotides long. RefSeq lists its product as uncharacterized. The transcript has 3 exons. NCBI's taxonomy places the organism in Eukaryota, Ciliophora, Oligohymenophorea, Peniculida, Parameciidae. The record is from RefSeq and is a predicted model, not a curated record.